AUGGAACAUAGUAUGCUCUUUAUUCCCCAUGAUAUCCUAUUUUUCAUCCUUAUUAGGCUACACGUUAAAUCUUUGUUACGUUUUCAAUCUGUUUCUAAGGCAUGGAAAGCUAUAAUAUGUGACAAAAUAUUCAAGAAAACUCAUCGUGAUCAAUCCAAAGUGUCGAGUCCCCAAAAGCUCUUAUUGGUACAAUUGGAUGAUGGUGUAUUCGAGUUUCGGGACUUGAAAAAUCCCCAAAUUGCAAUACGAAAACAAAAGUUUCCCCUAAAGAGAUUCCAACAAGUCCCAGCCUUGUGCUCAUGUGAUGGUUUAGUUCUAUUAAAGAGCCAUACAGCUUAUAAAUCAUAUGUUUUGUGGAAUCCUUAUACUAAUGACUAUAGAAUUUUUAAAUGUGAAUAUGUGAAAGCUUACAGUUGCACAACUCCACAUGCUUGUGGAUUUUGCUAUGAUUCUAGUGCCGAUGACUACAAGGUUAUAUUGGUCUAUAAAUCGUUUUAUGCUGUUUGUUAUGUAAGUUAUGAGAAUAAAUGGAUGAAGAGAACAAGUGUUCAUGUACAAGAACUUAAUGCAAGGUCAUGGGAGUGCAGUCAGGGGAUAAGCGUUGAAGGUCGAGUAUUUUGGUCUAUUCAGUGGAAAAUUAACCACUUAGUACGUCAAAAUUCUAAGAUUAUAUACUUUGACGUGAAGUCAGAUGAAGUGAAGGAGCUUCAAAAACCAGAUUUUAUAGGUGAAAACGAUCAGUUGUAUCGAUUGACUUCUUUGAAAGGUUGUGUUGGUUUAUAUGGUGGCAAAAUCCAUAGCAAAACAUUCGACGUUUGGAUCAUGGAACAAGAUGAAUGGAAAUUAUUAAUGAACAUCAGUUGCAAUUUCGUUUGCGAGCGAUUUAUAGUGAAUAGUGUGCUGUUGGGCUGCAUGAACCAUAAUGAAAUUCUCUUUCAAACCAUAGGAAUAGGGCUUAAAUAUUUUGUUAUCUAUGAUCUUGAACGACAUCAAUUCGUUAAACGAAUUCUAAUAUCCAAAGAUUCAAGACAUUACACAGUUCCAAUAUGUUCGGAGAGUUUAUAUUUUCCGAAACCCAAUAUCAAGCGCAAGAGAAAGCAACUCAGCUAA
Messenger RNA from Lycium barbarum (goji berry), 1110 nucleotides. Its product is annotated as putative F-box protein At3g16210. The record is from RefSeq and is a predicted model, not a curated record. Lineage: Eukaryota; Viridiplantae; Streptophyta; Magnoliopsida; Solanales; Solanaceae. Gene Ontology annotation, molecular function: protein binding. Bases 1 to 1110 code for a protein of 369 amino acids. The transcript has a single exon.